Molecule: messenger RNA, 1110 nt
Organism: Melampsora larici-populina 98AG31
Lineage: Eukaryota; Fungi; Basidiomycota; Pucciniomycetes; Pucciniales; Melampsoraceae
Exons: 5
Coding region: 1-1110 (369 amino acids)
Source: RefSeq, a predicted model, not a curated record
AUGCCAUCAAUCCCUAUUCCCAGAGGACGUCGUCGUAGUCAGCGCCAGUCCAAUCGUCGAACUUUGCAAGAUUCUGAAGAUAACUCGAACCAUCAAGCAGAAUUUUCGAAAGGAAAGAAGAGGAAAAAGGACUCGUGUGUAGUUUCAGAUGAUCUUCCAGCACGCCCAACAGGGCCGAGGGAGUCUCUCGAAGAAGUGGGCGUCCACGUCGGUCAGAAGACAUCCCGGGAGCGGCUCCUGGAACUCCUAGCCCAGCGUGUCAAGCCUAAGAAGCCUCGGCUGGACAAGAAAACACCAAAAGCUAUCCGUCCAAAGAACACUUCAAGCCAAUUCAAUCAGGACAAACAUAGAAACAACAGUACACCUACUUCGGAAACUCUCAAGACUCCGCAACAGGAAAUAGAAACAGUUACGUAUUCGGUCUUUCAUGAGUCUCAGCUUGUCAACAUGCUACAUGAUGUGGGGAUGGAUACACGGGGACUCGACAAGGAUGCGCUUGUCAAAGCUUGCAGGACAUACCAUGAUUUGAUUACAAUUCCUGAAUUCUCAAUUGACAUACCUCAAGCUAGUUCUUCGAAAUCAAAAACUGGAGUAUCUGCGUCCAAGGAUCUUCCGAGUCUUGAACACAGGCGUUUUGCUUUUCCUCGGCCGAGACCAACUUUACCAUUAGUGGAGACCACGAGAUCAGAACACCAAAAAGGUAAGGGGAAGGCGGUCGCAUCCGACACGGACGAUGAUUGGGUACAACCAAGUGAUCAAGAAAUGUCGGACUUUUUGGAAGAUGAUGUGGAAGUGAAAGAUCCAAAAACCAACUCUUCUAAAGAUAAAGGUGCAGAAGCAACUAUUCCGGGUGGCGUAAAUCAGAAUAGAACCGGCAGUAGUCCAGGGACAGAGUCAGCCACUUCCGAUCAAAGCAAAUUAAUCACUUGGUUGAAAACAACACUGCUAGAUACUCAAGAUCAAGUCGAAGAACUUGAAAGCAGUUAUCGAAUUCUAUCUGGUCUGGUCAAGAGAUUGGUUAAAGAUCGUGAUAAUGACAAGAAAGAAGAUAUAAAUACAUGCGGUGGGCGAGUUGCGGUGAGCUGCAUUUGUCACAGGCUUUCAUCAUAG